GUCCCUUCCUCAGGGCCAAACCUGGCGUGGUGCUGGGAUGCUGCCACCCUCGAAGGAGCGGCUCCGGGGGACCGGGGAGCGCCCGGGGGGGCGUCAGGCGAGACCCCCGCGGCAGAGCUGGCGGGUGCUGGCCGAGAGGAACCAGAGCGUGGCCCCCGUGGGCGUCUGGGUGGAGAGUGCCCCAGGGCAGCCGGAGGAGAGCCUGGCCUUUGCUUCAGCAUUUCAGGUGGAGGAGGAGCUGAAGGAGCAGCAACGGGAGAAGGCAGCCAGCCUGAGACGCUUCCAGGGAGAGGUGAAGCAGCGAGUGAACCAGCAGGUCAGGAUGCGAAGAAAGCAGCAGCUGCAGAAGUCCUACGAAGCAGCAGAGAGGGAGAGCUGCAUCGCCAUGCAGUACUCAGACUCCGCACUGCGCUUGACGCCCCGGAAGAACACGUGCCUGUUUCGGAGCCACCCCGCGCCUGCCAUCUGCGGUCCCAGCGCUCACACCCUCCCAGCACAGCGGCAAGGGAUGCAAAGUGAGCCGUUCCAGUGGCAAGCUGCCAAGCUUAGCAAAACCAUGAAGCAAGUUCGGCGCAGGCUGGCGUCCUGCAAAACCAUGCCCCAAGGAGCGGGUCUCCCCGAACUCGCAGGCGGAGUCUGGAGGCGAGAGAAACCAGAGUCUUGCAAGACAGCCAUGGUGCCCACAGAAGAUGAGAGUGAGGAACUGCUUUUGGCAGGACAUCAUGAUCUGCCAGCUGAACUGCAAGACCAGGGGACAGCCCCGCAUCAGGCUGAGCAAGACGAUGACUUCUACAUCAAAAUUGAAUUUGAAAAAUUCUGUGAUGGAUCGGUGAAGGCCUCAAGCUUGCCUGAGCCUCCUCAGAGGCUGCACACCGAUUACCAAGCUCCCCUCGUACUCUGGGCUGGUGCAGACCAAGAGGAAACCAAGAAGCAGCGUCAGUAUGAGUACCUGAGAUACAGGCGCCUCUUCAUGAACAUCGAGCGAGAGCAAGUGAAGGAGCAGCAGAGGCAGAAAGAGAGGCAGAAGAGAAUCAUUGAGAUUAAGAGGAAGAAGGAGAACCAGCGCCGGGUGGAGGAGCAGAGGAUGCAGGAGAUGGCCGAGCAGCAAGAACCCUCCCCGGGAGAGGGAGCCUGCGAAACCCUGGCCCAGCUUAAACUGGAAGAGAGGAGAGCGAAGAAAGUUAAAGAAAAACAGCAGCGAAAUAAGGAGUACAUGAGGUACAUUGAAGCUCUAAGAGCCCGGAUGAGGGAGAAGAUAAAACUGUAUAACAUUGACUUGCCCCCGCUGUGCUCCUGCGGGUCUGAUUUCUGGGACUCCCACCCGGAUACCUGUGCCAACAACUGCAUCUUCUACAAAAACCACAAAGCCUACAGCCACGCUCUGCAGUCAGUCGUCUCGUCCUGCGACCCCACAGAUGGGAGCCCCUCGGUGAGGCUGCAGCUCCGAGACCUGGCCGCUCUCUGUGCUCGCUCGGGGAAACAUCUGUGACGAGGGCAGCCGCAUCCCCCGUCCCCCCGGUGUAUUUUGGUGACUGUUGUGAGGACCUCUCCUCCACUAACGGCCACCUGACCCAUGCUCCCACAGCCUCUAUUUUGCUCCGGAAAGGAGCUUUUUCCUAGGAAAAAUCUCUAUUUAGCCUCCAGGUCAGUGACUACUGUGCUGCUUCAGCCCCUCAGCAGGGGUUGCUGGAAAAAGAUCAUUUUUACCAAAAAUUACACUGGUGGAGUAACAUGGUCCUUCUGCAUGGAGGUUGCACCAUAACCUGUCAUUAAUAUUUACUGCUUGCCAGCCGCCCUCCUGUCACCUCUCCAAUAUUAACCACAGCAGGAAGGAUGGGCGGCCAAGCAUGCCGGAUUAUUUCUUUUGCCUGUUACCAUCCCGCCGGGUGCGAAGCAAACCCACGACCCCGGUCCAGAGGUAGCAUGGAGGUGCCAAGCCAGGGGAUGCUCCUCCGUUCCCCUGGAGAAUCAUUCACCAACUUAUUUGUGGCGGCCGGUGCUAUUUAUUAACCGCUAUUUGCGUCAGGGGAAGACACCGUGGAUCUAAUAAGGGGUGUUGAGGUGGAUUUGUGAAGGGCGGCAGGAUCUGGCCCGGGAGGUUUUUGCAUGUGCCAGGGCUGGGGAAGCAAAGGGCUAACGCUGCAAAUGUGUGUUUUAACUGAUUUCAGGGCAGGGCUUUGUGCUGGGGCAGCUGAGGACAAGCAUUUCCUUGGCAGGUCCCCAGGCCUUUGCUUGCAC
Molecule: messenger RNA, 2238 nt
Organism: Haliaeetus leucocephalus (bald eagle)
Lineage: Eukaryota; Metazoa; Chordata; Aves; Accipitriformes; Accipitridae
Gene: CCDC15
Product: coiled-coil domain containing 15
Exons: 11
Coding region: 38-1489 (483 amino acids)
Cellular component (GO): centrosome
Source: RefSeq, a predicted model, not a curated record